This is a messenger RNA of Pelodiscus sinensis (Chinese soft-shelled turtle), 6686 nucleotides long. RefSeq names its product cell division cycle 14A (gene CDC14A). The record is from RefSeq and is a predicted model, not a curated record. Gene Ontology annotation, biological process: protein dephosphorylation. NCBI's taxonomy places the organism in Eukaryota, Metazoa, Chordata, Testudines, Trionychidae.
GCUGUAGUUUAUUGAUAAUGUGUUGGACAGGUUUAAGUUGGGGGCUGUAGUGCUACAUAGUCCUGUAUAUUGUCAGGAAUGAUUCACUUACCUUUAAAGACCCCAGGAUUCUGGCAGCUUUAGUUUCCAGAUAAGUUUUGUGACUAAUCAUUUGAUAGGAGGAAAGAUAUGUCUCAUUGCUAAGUCAGAAAGACUACAGGUGAGAGAAUAACUUCUCAGACCUGCCAGUGAAGCAACAGCUGUAGCAGUUUAUCUUCCUCUUGUAAAGAUUUGGGAAAGGACGGAGCAUGAUUAAGGUUAUGUCCAGCUAGCAUGUCAGAGAUAGCUUGCAACUACUGUAUAUGGCUGCAGCUAAGGAGUGAAAAUAUGAUAUGCAGAAGGUGGUGGAAGGGCUGGAGAGAAAACCCCUACAGCAGCAGUGGGCAACCUGUGGCCUGAGGGGGACACACAGCUCAUUGGAGUUCUGUGUGGACCAUGAGACAUUUUGUUUGUUAGUGCCUAUGCACAGGGUUGCCAGAUUCCAUUGGUUUCUGUCCAUAUCAUUUUUUUCUACUGAUAUUACUAAAGUGACACACGUGUAAAACAAAGGCAUGUGAAGUGAGAUACACGUUGAUUGCACAAUGACUGUAAGAGCCAUGUGCUCCCACCGCAUUCAAUCAAAGUGCUGCUGUAGUUCAAUCUGCACAUUGCAAAUUCUAGGUACACAAAAGCAAUUAGCAAAACUACCCUAUCCAGGGAGAGCAUCUUGACUACAACUGUCCUGAAGUCCACUGAGAUGAUGGAGGGCCACUUAUGUGACCCACUCAUGACCUAGGUUGCCCAUUGCUGCCCCUCAGUUGGUGAUAUGAGGGGAGGACAACAAAGAAAAUCUAACUGAAGGUCUGUGAAGCUUGUAAGCCUUAAAGAUAAGGUGCAUGAGAGGGAGAUUCCUGUUCAAGUAUUCAAAUAGAACUAACAUUUUAUUAAAACAGAGAGAGUGAUCCUAUUUUGGAACUCUAUGCAUGUAAUGUGUGAGUCUUCCAAAUGUCUGAUUGCAGAGGAAACUGAGGCAUAGUGGUGUGCCUGAAAAGAGAGACUACGUAAUCUGAUUUACCCAAACUUGGGCUGGCAAAGGAAUUGCAUCAGUAUGAAGUGGUAGGAGAGGUAAGGUACAGCUAUUUUUGAAACUAUAAUCACUCUGUGAGGGGGGGGACACUUAUCUACACACACAUCCCUUAUUCUAGGCAUCAGCUACUACAGGUUGCAUCUCCCUAAACCAGAACUCUCUGGGCUGGCAACAUCCAUGGUCCAACAUGACCACAGCUGUUUCUGCAUGAGAGCGCCCUGGAGCAGAAGGGCCAGCAACUGGGAGUCGGGCAAGUGUGGUAGCAGCAGGGCCACAGCAGCAGUGCUGGGGCACCAUCCGAGCUGCCUACCACCUGGCAGCAAGGCCACGUGAUUAGGGCCACCUGCUGUCCGGCAGUGGGGCUGGGGCUGCAGUCACAGCAACCUGGGAGGGGAAGUCUGGCUGGGGCCAUGGCAGCCCAGCAGAAGCAGCCUGAUGGGGACCGCAUGCCACUCCACAGCAGACUGAGGCCACCUGCUGCCUGGGCCAUACCAGAUCCAGGGCUGGCCAGCAGGCAGCCCAGCUGGACCGAAGGAGCCAGGCAUGGGCUGAAGGGUUGGUGUCAGGGGACCUCCCCUUGUCCAGCAAAUUCCCUCGUCCAGGACUGGUCAGGUCCCAAGGGUGCUGAACCAGCGAGGUGCAACCUGUACUGCUUCUACCAAACAAAGCAAAAUAAGGGUAUCUAACUCUGUUUCACCUCAGCUGGCCUAAGACUUAAAAAGACAUCUGAACUGACCAAGUAUUAGUCUUUCAUUAUUACCAGGUAUAAACAAGUUAUGAAAGCUUUUAUCAUAGUACAGAUAUUUCCCAAGUCUUUACAAUAGCAGCUUGUAUUAAAUAUUACAUCACUGGAUAACUUUUAGAGGCACCAGAAGAAUGGGCUCAGAGUGGCUGUAGCUUAGCCCAAUGCACUAGGAAUUUUUGUAGUGCAGUAAGAGGAAGCUAGCAUUGCCAAUAGUUGUGAUGCCCAACCGCGCUUUCAGAGACUGACACUAGCUUACCAAGUUUCCCAUCCAGAAAAGUGGUAUUCAUCAAUACAGCAGUUCCUAUGGAAACAUUAUACCUGGGCUAAAGCUAAGAAGUUGGAACAAGUACCCACUGGCUGAGUGAAGCCCAGCAAGACUGGGACACACAGAGGAGUGUGAGAGGUCUGCCACCUCCCCUGGAUCCUUGCUCACAGACAGGCCUGAGGGGAAGUAAUUCAGUAGGGGAACUUAAGAGGUAUAUCUGAGGGGGCAUGACCGCAGUGCGUCUACCUGGACUUAUUGGAAAAAACUGGGAGGUGGGUGGUGCAAGCCUGCCCACUUCUAAGUGCCUCUCUCCCAUCCCUGUAGGAGAGACCACUGGGCCCAGGACUCAACUCAACUUUAAAAUGAGGGAGCUGGAAGGGGACACUGAGCAGAGAACCUCAGAGAGCCCCUGCUGCUCCUGGAAGCUGUCUAGAGAGCCAGUGGAUGCUGCCCAGAGGAAUGCUACCCAGAGCGUGACACUAGCCGCUUGUCCAGCAUCCGCCUCCUGGUGCUGUAGAUGGUGGCCUUAGCCAGGGCCAGGAGGAGGCUGAAGAGCUGCUCCCAAUGCAGCCACCUGAAGAUCUCACCCUGCUCUGCCCGCCAGCCUGGUGCCCUGCAGCGGGAGCGGGCUCACCACGUUCCGGCCCGGGCUCCGAACGCGGGAGGGCGCUCGUCACUGGCUCACCGCGUUGCGCACCCCACGACAGGUCAGUCCGUAGCGGGCGCUGAGGAGACUUGGCUCUGCACGUGAGGCUCAGGGGCGGCUGCCUUGGGAGGCGCGGGCCGGGCGGGGUCGCUCACCGCGUGUAACUGGGGCGCUUCCGCCCGGCUCGGCUCUGCAUGAGGCUCGUCCGGCGCUGAGGCGCCACCCUGCGAGGGGGGCGGGGCGGAGCUGGCUCGGUGCAAGGCGCCUCGGAAGGGGCGGAGAAGGGGAGCGGCUCGCAGGCGGGGGCAGUGGGCGGAGCAGCGCUGGGGGCUCUGAGGAGGCGGGGACGGCCGGGCCGGGCCGCCAGUGUCUGCCCCCUCCCCCGGCGCUGUGUCCGGUGUAACAAAGCCUUGGUAACCGAGUUGCUAGCGCCGUGGUCGGUGCCUGGUAACCAGGCGCUGCCCCUUUAAGCGGCCGGGGCGUUUCCUUGCCGGAGGCGGGGAAGAGCCGAAGUUCCCUCCGGCGCCCGCCCGCCCGCUCACUCGCUCUGUGCGUGCAGGAGCUGGCAGCUCCCGGGUCCCGGUUCUCACUCCCAUGCGGGCGGUGACGGCAGGCUGGGUAGCGCGGCCGCGGGCGGGCGGCUCCUCUCGGCAUGUCCUGGGGGCGCCCUGCCUGCUGAGGCGGCUCAGGUCCCGCCGGAGCGGCCCCGGGGUCCCAUGAGUUCCGAGCUGCUUCGCGCCCUCUUUAAGAUGGAGCCGGCUCCGUCCGCCUCCGAGUUACUGGUGGGAGCUUCCGAGUUCCUGAAAGAUCGAUUAUAUUUUGCUACUUUACGGAAUAAACCCAAAAGCACAGUAAAUACCCACUAUUUCUGUACUGAUGAGGAGCUGGUGUAUGAAAAUUUCUAUGCAGAUUUUGGACCUUUAAAUUUGGCGAUGUUAUACAGAUACUGCUGCAAACUAAAUAAGAAGUUAAAGUCUUUCAGUCUAUCGAGAAAGAAAAUAGUCCACUAUACCACUUUUGAUCAACGGAAACGAGCAAAUGCGGCACUUUUAAUAGGGUCAUAUGUGGUAAUUUACUUAAAGAAAACACCAGAAGAAGCAUACAGAGCACUUCUAUCUGGAUCUAAUCCACCAUAUCUUCCAUUUAGGGAUGCCUCAUUUGGAAACUGCACAUACAAUCUCAAAAUCCUGGAUUGCUUACAGGGAAUAAAAAAGGCCUUUCAGCAUGGAUUUUUUGAUUUUAAGACAUUUGAUGUGGAUGAGUAUGAACACUAUGAGCGAGUAGAAAAUGGUGACUUCAACUGGAUUGUUCCAGGAAAAUUUUUAGCGUUUAGUGGACCCCACCCAAAAACUAAAAUUGAAAAUGGUUAUCCUCUUCAUGCACCUGAAGCCUACUUUCCCUAUUUCAGGAAGCACAAUGUCACAUCGAUUGUAAGACUAAACAAAAAGAUCUAUGAGGGAAAACGUUUUACAGAUGCUGGCUUUGAGCAUUAUGACUUGUUCUUCAUAGAUGGAAGCACACCAAGUGACAGUAUAGUGCGACGGUUCUUAAACAUCUGCGAGAAUGCCGAAGGUGCUAUAGCUGUACACUGUAAAGCUGGUCUGGGGAGAACAGGAACAUUGAUAGCCUGUUACAUAAUGAAACAUUAUAGAUUCACACAUGCUGAAGUCAUUGCUUGGGUUAGAAUAUGCCGGCCAGGCUCAAUUAUAGGACCCCAGCAACACUUUUUGGAAGAGAAGCAAGCAACAUUGUGGAUCCAAGAUGACGGAACUGUGAAUAAAAUUCUUUCUAGUUUGGAUGACCUUUCAAUCAGUAAUGACAACGAAGGCAGUGCAGAAUUGGAAUCUAAGAAUGGCAUGACACAGGGAGACAAACUUCGUGCCUUAAAAAGUCAGAGACAGCCUCGAUCUGCUACAACUGGUGCUCUGAGGCUGGAAGAUAUGAAAUUGCACACCAGAUCAACAUCACAACCUUUCAGGUUGAAUAGUUCAAGUAGUAUACAAGGGUCCAUGUCUCCUUUGAAGUCCUCCAAGGUGUCAGUAGCUGUUUCACCCUCUGCAAAGAGAAUAAGCAAAAGCCCUACAUCCUUAGGAUCUAAUUUAAAAAGCGUUUCCGUAAACUCCAGGCUAGCCAAUUCUCUAGGGAACCUGUAUGCCGCCUCAGAUGACACAGAGAGCAAAAUGACGUCAGCAUCCUCUAGGACAGGUUUUUCUGUAAACCAAAUCUCCAGUCAUUUGAAUGGCAGCUUGCAGCUGCCUGUCAGAAAUUACCAUGAGCUGAACAACAACCUAUACAACAGAAGCAGCAAUAAUGGCACCAACCUCAACAGUCAUGCCAGUUCUCUCCGCACCGGGACAGAUGAUGACUACAGCAUCUACCAUCCCUCCUUUACUGGGUUAACUGCUACUCCAGCACGAUACCUGAGUCGUUCAAUUCCUUCCCUUCAGUCUGAACAUGUUCAGUACUAAAGGCUUGCUGCUUCGAUGAAAGCUGCCCAGCUCUUAAAAUCCCAUUUCUUCAUGGAGGAACAAUGUUGAGGGGAAGAAAUUGCUCACUGAGAGGAGAAGUCUUCAUCCUUAGAUAAAUUAAAACAUUAAAAACUUAGACAUCAAGGAGCAACUUUGAGCACCAGAGAUUUCUGGUUUAAAAACUACUGCAAAUGCACUGAAGUUAACAUUAUGAAAAUUGCAACGAUUUUUGUAUACAGAUGAAAAAUUUUAAUGUUGAUGUGAGGAUAUUUCUAAUGGAUUUCAAUAAUACAUUUAUAAUUACAUUUGUGUAUACAGUGUUACAAUAUGUAUGUAUUAAGAAAAGGAAUAUUUUGGUAAACUGAAUAUAUAUAUAUAUAUAAUUAUGUAAAAAUUAGAAUAUAUUUUGAUUUAGGUUUCUUCACUUCUUUGCUACCAAAAAUAUGUAUUUUUAAAUAUAUAUUUAAGGUUUAUCUUCAAUGUAUGAAACCAUUUUAUGAACAAAACCAUUUUUUAUUUUGAUUUUAUGGGUCCACUGUUACUGCUACAAGCUCAGUUUAAUUAUAUUGGCAACUAAUCUGCUUUAUAUAACUUAAUUAGGAAGUUAGUUGUAGCAUCAGUAGAAUGUAGUAUAUUAUCAGGUUUUCCUUUUCAACUGGUAAUGUUCCAUGCGGUCAUCUUAAAAGGAACUUAAAAUAGCUACCUGUGGAUUAGAGAAAACUCUACAUUCCUGUCCUGUCCUCCCUUUGAAUGAAAAAAUAAUAUAGCUAAUAAUUCUGGUAUAUUGCUAAUGUUUUCCCUCUGAUGAUUUAUUUUAAAGAGAUGUUUUAGCUCUUUACUUUCAGCAUGGCGGAAUGUGUGAACUAUUUGGUCUACCCUAUUAUUUGUGUUGUAGUAGUUUUAAAAUGAAACAUAAUUCAGAAUUAAACUUCUGCUGUUCAUUUAAACCGUGAAUGAAAAGAAAGGCCAAAUUCAAAACCGACAGAAGCAGAACAAUUCCAUUGAAUUUGGAGGUGUUUCACACCUUUUUAUAACAAUGACCAGAUGUGUAACCUGGGUGGCAAAAAAUGUUACUAUAGAUUUGGACAUGAAAGUAGAAAACUAUUUGUAUUAAUGUUUGCAAGUAAAUUAAUAUCUUUUAUAGACAUUUGCUCUUGACUUUACUCAUUAGCUAGUUAAGACAUAUAGUUAAACUAUUAAUUAUUACACCAAACUUAUUUCACCAAUAGUAAAGAAAACCUUGAACUUAUAGAUGUAUUUAGAGCUAAUUAGGAAUAAAACUUGGUGAAAGCAUUUCAAACAAUGUUAGCAGAUGAAGUUUGUAGUACUUUACUAUAGGUUUAACCUCUCUAGUCCGGCACCCUCAGGACCUGACUGGUGCCGAACCAGAGAAUUUGCUGAAUCAUUAAAGGUCAAUAUUGUAUAGCAACAUUACCUACACUUCCACUGCUUACUGG